AGCACACCAUUCUCGAGUGCUGUUCUAUAUAAAUGGAUAGCGGGUGGUUAAAAAUCGGACAUUUUAACUACGUUUGUCAAAAAAAAAAGGUAGAAGUUUUGUUUUUGGACAGGAGGAAGGAAAACUAUCACUUCUUCUGAAACUAAACCUUGAAACCCUAAUUCAUACUAACCAAUCACCAUGGUGUUCAUCGUUCCACCCACCGGAAAAAUCUUAUCCCUAGACGUAAACCCUAACACCACCACUCUCCAUACUCUUAAACACCAAAUCGAAAAUUUUCACGGCAUACCAAUUUCACACCAACGUCUAUUCCUUUCCCAGAGUCUCCGAUUACUCGGAGAUAACGAUUCUAUCUUCAUCUCUAACCUAGGCGUUGGAAAUUACUCAACCCUAACCCUACACGUCCCCUUUUACGGCGGCACUCAACCUCCCGCCGUUCCCAAACCGCCUCGAUUCGAUUUUCUCAAUUCCAAACCGCCUGCAAAUUACGUAGCUGGACUUGGUCGUGGGGCUACUGGAUUCACCACUCGGUCUGAUAUUGGUCCUGCGCGUGCAGCGCCUGAUCUUCCGGAUAGAUCCGCUGCUGCUGCAGGUGCGGCUCCAGGUGUUGGAAGGGGGAGAGGGAAAGGCGGUGAGGAUGCGGAGGAAGAUGAUGAAGGAGAAGAUAAAGGUUAUGAUGAGAAUCAGAAAUUUGAUGAGUUUGAAGGGAAUGAUGUUGGUUUGUUUGCUUCUGCUGAGUAUGAUGAAGAUGAUAGAGAAGCUGAUGCGGUUUGGGAGGAUAUUGAUAAGAGGAUGGAUUCGAGAAGGAAGGAUCGGAGAGAGGCUAGGUUGAAGGAGGAGAUUGAGAAGUAUAGAGCUUCUAACCCUAAAAUUACUGAACAAUUUGCUGAUUUGAAAAGGAAGUUGUAUACUUUAUCGCCGGAUGAUUGGCAGAGUCUUGAGAAGUUUGAGAGUGGUGGUUAUUCUUCGAAGAAUAAGAAGAAGAGGUUUGAAAGUUUUGUUCCUGUACCUGAUACUCUUCUUGAGAAAGCUAGGCAGGAACAAGAGCAUGUUACUGCUUUGGAUCCUAAGAGUAGGGCUGCUUCGGCAAAUGGAACUGAGACUCCGUGGUCACAAACACCUGUUACUGAUUUGACUGCUGUUGGUGAGGGUAGAGGUACUGUUUUGUCGUUGAAAUUGGAUAGGUUGUCUGAUUCGGUUUCUGGUAUGACUAAUGUUGAUCCGAAGGGGUAUCUAACUGUUCUUAAUAGUAUGAAGAUUACUAGUGAUGCUGAGAUUUCGGAUUUUAAGAAAGCUAGGUUGUUGCUCAAGAGUGUUAUUCAAACGAAUCCGAAACAUCCUCCUGGUUGGAUUGCUGCUGCGAGGUUGGAGGAGUUGGCAGGAAAGCUUCAGGCAGCUAGACAGUUGAUUCAGAAAGGGUGUGAAGAAUGUCCCAAGAAUGAAGAUGUUUGGAUGGAGGCUUGUAGGCUGGCAAAUCCAGAUGAUGCGAAAGCUGUGAUAGCUCGGGGUGUGAAGUCCAUCCCUACUUCUGUCAAAUUGUGGAUGCAGGCUUCGAAAUUGGAAAGCGAUGACAUGAACAGGAGUAGGGUGUUGAGGAAAGGGCUUGAACAUAUUCCUGAUUCAGUUAGGCUGUGGAAGGCUGUUGUGGAGCUUGCAAAUGAAGAAGAUGCGAGACUUUUGCUUCAUAGAGCUGUGGAAUGUUGUCCAUUGCAUGUGGAGUUGUGGCUUGCGCUUGCUAGGUUGGAAACUUAUGACAAUGCUAAGAAGGUUCUCAAUAGGGCAAGAGAAAGGCUGACCAAGGAGCCUGCGAUAUGGAUAACAGCCGCCAAAUUGGAAGAAGCUAAUGGAAAUACAUCCAUGGUUGGCAAGAUUAUUGAGAGGGGUAUUAGGGCUUUGCAGAGAGAAGGUGUGGUGAUUGAUAGAGAAGCUUGGAUGAAGGAAGCAGAGGCAGCAGAACGAGCUGGUUCGGUUGCAACUUGCCAAGCAAUAAUCCAUAAUACAAUUGGAGUUGGAGUUGAAGAAGAAGAUAGGAAGAGAACAUGGGUAGCGGAUGCCGAGGAAUGCAAGAAAAGAGGUUCUAUUGAGACUGCCAGAGCUAUAUAUGCUCAUGCCUUGACUGUCUUCUUAACUAAGAAGAGCAUAUGGGUAAAAGCAGCACAACUUGAAAGGAGUCAUGGUACCAGGGAAUCUCUUGAUGCAUUACUUCGUAAAGCAGUUACUUAUAGACCACAGGCUGAAGUUCUAUGGCUUAUGGGUGCCAAGGAGAAGUGGCUUGCUGGAGAUGUCCCUGCAGCUCGUGCAAUUCUCCAAGAAGCGUAUGCCGCCAUUCCCAAUUCAGAAGAAAUAUGGCUUGCAGCAUUUAAGCUAGAAUUUGAAAACCACGAACCCGAAAGAGCUAGAAUGUUGUUGGCUAAAGCGCGAGAAAGAGGAGGUACAGAGAGAGUCUGGAUGAAAUCAGCUAUCGUAGAGAGAGAACUGGGAAACCUUGAAGAGGAAAGAAAACUGUUAAACGAAGGACUGAAGCAAUUCCCUUCAUUUUAUAAAUUGUGGUUGAUGCUUGGCCAACUUGAGGAACGACUUGCCGAUACUGCAAAGCAGCAGGAUCAGCCUGAAAAGCAGCAUGCUCACAAGAUGGAAGCUAAGAAGGUCUAUGAUUCUGGACUGAAAAGUUGUCCUAACUCUGUACCGCUCUGGCUCUCUCUUGCUAAUCUUGAAGAGGAGAUGAGUGGACUCAGUAAAGCUCGUGCAGUUCUUACAAUGGCUCGAAAGAAGAAUCCUCAAAAUCCUGAACUCUGGCUAGCAGCAGUUAGAGCAGAACUAAAGCAUGGGCAUAAGAAGGAAGCUGAUAUUUUGAUGGCAAAAGCAUUGCAGGAGUGUCCCAAUAGUGGCAUUCUAUGGGCAUCAUCAAUUGAAAUGGCUCCUCGUCCUCAGCGAAAAAUCAAGAGUACGGAUGCCCUAAAGAAAUGUGACCAUGAUCCCCAUGUUAUAGCUGCUGUGGGCAGAUUAUUCUGGAUUGAUAGAAAGGUGGACAAAGCCAGGAAUUGGCUGAAUAGGGCUGUGACACUUGCUCCUGACAUCGGUGAUUUUUGGGCUUUGUGCUACAAAUUUGAAUUACAGCAUGGGACUGAGGAGAACCAGAAGGAUGUAUUGAAGAGAUGUGUUGCUGCUGAACCAAAACACGGGGAGAAAUGGCAAGCGAUCUCAAAGGCAGUAGAGAACUCUCACCAACCAACGGAAUCCAUCUUGAAGAAAGUGGUGAUUGCACUUGGGAAGGAGGAGAAGGCAGCCGAGGAUAGUAAACAUUGACUUACCAGAACCAUAGCUUCUUUCUGUCCAAAAAAAAAGGAUUGUAGCAUCUUUACCAUUGGUUAGUACUAAUUUUGCAUUCUUCAGGAUUUUGUUUCCAGUAGCUGUUGAAAUCUGAGCUGACUCCAACUCUGAGGCUGUUCUGUUGGUAAGCAUGUGGUUGCAGGGGGAUUUAAAUUUGGGGACAAUGAUUCAUUUGGAUUUGAGCUAUACUUUACAGUUUAAAAUGGUUAUCAUUACGAUGCUGAUUCUGGCCAACAAUAUUCUGAAAUCGGGAUAACUUUGUUCCAUGCAAUCAACUCUGUACCAAAUUAUGCAUAUAUGAUGUGUGAUUCUGUUGAACCUUUUAUUUUCAUCCAACAAUAUAUACAAAACAUUGUUCAUUUCUUGA
This is a messenger RNA of Lathyrus oleraceus (garden pea), 3697 nucleotides long. RefSeq names its product protein STABILIZED1. Gene Ontology annotation, cellular component: catalytic step 2 spliceosome; U4/U6 x U5 tri-snRNP complex. The transcript is spliced from 3 exons. Gene Ontology annotation, molecular function: protein binding. Bases 181 to 3306 code for a protein of 1041 amino acids. Gene Ontology annotation, biological process: positive regulation of primary miRNA processing; gene silencing by siRNA-directed DNA methylation; spliceosomal tri-snRNP complex assembly. The record is from RefSeq and is a predicted model, not a curated record. NCBI's taxonomy places the organism in Eukaryota, Viridiplantae, Streptophyta, Magnoliopsida, Fabales, Fabaceae.